AUGCCCCCUCCUGAUGACCCAGCGUACUCUGGGCGCUCAAAGACUUCUGCCACAAAGGGACCUUCUCAAAGCCGACCAUGGUUUCCACAUCAACAGUCCUCACAAGGUGUCUCCUACCAAUCUGGGGGUAUUCCAACAUUCAAUGACUCACAAGCCGGUGGAUCUGGUAAUUCUGCGUCUGAGGAACUAGAGAGCCACAAUCAAUGGGAAACUCGAUAUGGAACGCGGGUAGAUAUGUUGUCUGCAUUCGCCUAUAUUUUGGGCCCUCUUUCUGCUUUGGCAGUCCUCAUCAUCGAAACGCAGAAUGACUACGUUCGGUUUCACGGCUACCAAUCUGCGCUAUUUACAACGCCUAUCAUUGUUUUCCGAGCUUUUCUCUCUAUCUUGCAAUUCCCACAAUGGUUCCGAACGUUCGUCACAGUCCUGAUAUUUGUUGGUCAACUUUACAUGGCUUUCAGGGCUUAUAUCGACGCGUCGCAGAAUGGGCUAUCACGGUUUCAAUUGCCUAUAAUAGGUCCUAUAGCCUCGCAAUGGUUAGCAGACGAGUAG
Molecule: messenger RNA, 549 nt
Organism: Lentinula edodes (shiitake mushroom)
Lineage: Eukaryota; Fungi; Basidiomycota; Agaricomycetes; Agaricales; Omphalotaceae
Exons: 4
Coding region: 1-549 (182 amino acids)
Source: RefSeq, a predicted model, not a curated record